Messenger RNA from Stegodyphus dumicola, 2302 nucleotides. RefSeq lists its product as uncharacterized. The record is from RefSeq and is a predicted model, not a curated record. NCBI's taxonomy places the organism in Eukaryota, Metazoa, Arthropoda, Arachnida, Araneae, Eresidae.
CUCUGAGCAGCGACAAUGGACCACCCAAAGAUCUACAGAUAGGAGAUUCUCUAAAAAUGGGGAAAGCAUGGAUGGUACGACAGUUGUACCAAUCCUCCUGGUUACAAUAUCUCCUGGUACAACUGCUGUACCAGCCGGCUUCGAGAGGUUAAAGGAGCCAAGUUGGCGCAACCAAGGCUGUUCUCCGAACCUUAUCCUGAAAACGUUACAUUACUCUAACUAGUGCAUACAUAUAACUGAGCGAAAAGGGAAUUUCCUCGCUUAGUUCGCAGUUGAAGAAAAAAUAAGAAUAAUAAAAAAUAGUCCAAUCAAAUGCGGCGCUCCUUCUGUCGACUUCGCACAGCCGUUGUCUGCAACAGCCGUCUCCAACUCUAGCGGUUCACGAACUAUAGUUACGCCACCGUCAACAAUAACAUCAUAGGAUCAUGCUUUCUUUCUUUUAUUGUGAAACUUUGAUACUUACUAAGACUUUACAUGAAGAGAAAAGGCCCAAACGACUAUUUAUAUUAAUGUUUUCAAUUAUUUUUAAAAAGUAAAUUUGCCUAAUCUCGAGCUAUGUUCUCACCUUAAAUAAUAAUUUUGAAUAUUUUAGCACAUACCCUAGUGAUGAAGUUAAAGAACUAUUUUCGGUGUCUAACAGCUUGCAGUAUGUGUUUCGGGCUUCUGGAAAAUAAAGUCUUCAUUCAUCAAUAUAACCUUUGCAGGUCAUGAAAUUUUUAAGUCAUGGAGGUGAUUUCUAAUGUUCAGGGCCAAGAAAUUACAUCUGUACCUAACGAGGAAGCUGUAACAUCUUCAGAUAUACAAAAGAAAAAGUCUAAAGGCCACCGAUGUUUUUUUUGUGGACAGAGAUUUAUACAGAAAAAUGUAUUAAGAAAGCAUAUUAGCAUUCAUAAGGAUCGAGAUUUCUUCUGUGAAGUAUGUGGUAAAGCAUUUUCUACAUCUUGGGGCUUGCGAAAACACAUGAAAACACACACUGGUGAACGUCCAUACCAAUGCGAGUACUGCGAAAAAGCUUUCAUCCAGAAAUGUACGUUGCAGUUUCACAUAAAAGCAAUACAUAGUAAUAAAUCUCAUCCUCGGUGCAAAUCUUGUGGGAAAAGGUUAAAAUCAUUUUCCUAUGUACAGUGUUGGCUAUGUAGAUAUGAAGGUAAAGAAAUUGAUGAGCAUAUAAAUCAGCAAUCAGCACAAGGUGAAGAAUGCACACCAAAUUUAGAAAGUAAAUCAAAUGAUUCUUCGGAUUUGAAGCAGAGUGAACGUAAUUCAUCUUUAUCAGAAGAGAUCAGUUCAAAUAAAGAAUCUAAUGUGAAAGAAGGUGAAAAUGCAUCUAUUAUUUCUCAUAUACUGAGACCUGAAAACAAUGAAUUUUCACCAGGUACAUGUGAUAAAUUAUAUUUGUCUGGAAUUGAUGUGAAUCAACAAAUUGAUCCAGGCGAAGAUUUGAUAUACAUAUGUGAACAUUGUGGUCUGAACUUUAGAAAUUCAAUAGAAAUGAGAAAACAUUUAAUAUCACACACAAAUUUACGACCAUUCAUGUGUGAAAAAUGUGGUAAAGAUUUUAAGAGGGAUUAUAAUUUAAAGCAGCAUAUGGUAACACAUAAAGAAGAACGACCUUUUACAUGUAAAAUAUGCAAAAGGACUUUUAAAUCUAUUCCUUGUCUGAAACAGCAUUUAGUUAGCCACAGUGAUGAUCGACCAUUUGUCUGCAAAGACUGUGGAAGUGGUUUCAAGUCAACACAAGGUUUAAAAACCCACAGAAUGAUACACAACAAAGAAAAGCCACUAGCUUGCAAAACAUGCGGUAAAACGUUCAAUUUUUUAGGAAAUUUACAACGUCAUUUUCGUAUUCAUACAGGAGAACGUCCAUAUCAGUGUAAAUUGUGUCCUAAGAAAUUUUCACAAUCAAAUGGUUUAAAAGCUCACGAAUUUACUCAUACAAAACCAGUAAAAGCAUUCGAAGAACGUUUGUGCAAUGUUUGUGGAAGAAAAUUUAGAUCUUUUUCGAAUUUUAAGAAGCAUAUGCUUUUACAUGAAUAACAUUAGUAUUAUAAAAAGUAAAAAUUACCACUUAUAGUAAUGCAGUAAAAUCACAAAAGUAGUAAAAAAUAUCUAAGAAUAAUACUUUUUUUAAAAUGUUAGGUUUUCAGCACAUGAGAAUAUCUAUGUGCAUACAACAUAUACUAUGUAAGCAAGUAUAGUACAAAGUCUUUAAUCCGGACACGUCAGGACUUUGGAGAUUCCGGAUUAGGGUUUUUUCCAGAUUAUAGAUCAUCAAUGUAAAUCUGGUAAGAUGGCAUGCAGAAAU